AUGCGCACGUUAUCAUUGCACAACAAUGGCACCGAACAUCUGUCGCAACCGUCAACUGACACCCAGUCGACAGUCAAUGGAGGAAGUGCACCAAUCAGUGAGGAGAGCUCUGCUGCGAAGCCGCCGCCGCAGAAGGUGGCCCAGCAGUACCUCAAAUCCCGGUUCCUCGGCUUAACUGCAGACCAGAUAAAGACUCUGUUCCACCUCUCUGUGAACAGCAGCCUGCGCAUGCUCCUGCCUCUCGUUGCGGCGUUAGCCGUGCAGCUGACUCGGCACCUGAAGCAGGAAGACUUCUUGAGCCUCUGGCAGCAGGUGCUUCAACUGGACCUGUCAUAUGCGAUUGCAGCCUUUUCCGCUGUCAUCUUCGCUGUUACAGUCUUCGUGCUCACCCGUCCCCGGCGUAUCUUCCUCGUUGAUUUCGCCUGCUAUCGCCCGCCGGAGCACCUUGUCAUCACAAAGGACGUAGCGCUGGAUCGGGUAACGCGACUGGGCUACUUCGACGAGAAAAGCAGAGAGUUUCAGACGAAGGUGUUUGAGCGAUCGGGCCUCGGCAACCGAACGUACUUACCGCCUUCCAUGCACACCUGGCCCCCUUCUCCCUCAAUCUCCAACGCUCGCGUCGAAGCCGAGAUGGUGAUUUUCGGAGCGAUGGACGAGCUGUUUGCCAAGACAGGAAUCGACCCUAAGGACGUCUCUAUUCUCAUAGUCAACUGCACCAUCUUCUGCCCGACACCGUCCCUGUCUGCCCUGGUGGUUAACCACUACAAGAUGCGUGAGGACAUUCAGUCGUACAACCUAGGCGGCAUGGGAUGCAGCGCGAGCGUCUCUGCUGUGAAGCUGGCCGGUGACCUUCUUCAGUCGCAGCCGAACAAGUACGCGGUUAUCGUUUCCACGGAGAACAUCACGCAAAACGCGUAUCUCGGUAACCGUCGCUCCAUGCAGGUUACCAACGUUUUGUUUCGCAUGGGUGGAGCCACUGCGCUGAUCUCCAACAAGCCGCGUGAUGCCUGGAGGGCCAAGUACGAGCUGGGUCACGUUGUUCGUACGCACUUGGGCGCAGACGACAAGAGCUACAAGUGCAUUUACCAGGAGCAGGAUGAGAACAAAAUCUCCGGCGUCAUGCUCUCUCGCGAGCUCAUGGCCACUGCUGCUCAAGCCCUCAAGGCCAACAUCACAACCCUGGGACCCCUGGUGCUGCCGGUUUCGGAGAAGCUGAUCUACGCUGCAGCUUACAUCGCCAGGCGCGUCUUCAGAGCGAACAUUAAGGAGUACGUGCCGGAUUUCAGGCUCGCGUUCGAGCAUUUCUGCAUCCACCCUGGUGGCCGCGCUCUUCUAGACGAGGUCCAGAAGGCGCUCAACCUCUCGCCGCACGACAUGGAGCCCAACAGAAUGACUCUGUACCGAUGGGGCAAUCUCUCAUCCGCCUCCAUCUGGUACGAGCUGUCAUUCCUCGAGGCUCGGGACCGCGUUCGGCGUGGAGACCGCGUAUGGCAGCUCGCGUUUGGGAGCGGAUUCAAGUGCCAGAGUGCCACAUGGAGAGCUCUUCGCAGCAUUCCUGGUGAGAAGAACGGAGGCCCCUGGGCUGAGAAUGGUGAGGUGUCUUCACCACCCCCAGGUGAGGCCAUCUAG
Messenger RNA from Closterium sp. NIES-65, 1629 nucleotides. Lineage: Eukaryota; Viridiplantae; Streptophyta; Zygnematophyceae; Desmidiales; Closteriaceae. The record is from the annotation of a GenBank genome assembly.